Lotus japonicus is the source of this 1229-nucleotide messenger RNA. RefSeq lists its product as uncharacterized. Lineage: Eukaryota; Viridiplantae; Streptophyta; Magnoliopsida; Fabales; Fabaceae. The record is from RefSeq and is a predicted model, not a curated record. The coding region runs from base 363 to 761 and encodes 132 amino acids. The transcript has 2 exons.
CAUCAUCUCAAUCCUCAUUCCUCCUCACAAUCACAUCAUUCAUUCAUAACACCCUCUUCCUCCCCAAACCUUCACGCAACCAACCCAGUUUUUUCUUUAACGCAACCAAACAAAGCAUUCCCCAUCAUUCUUCACCACUUUCUGAAGCACUUUCCGUUUCAACUUCCCUUCCUUUCAACUCCAACAAGGAAAACCACAACAAUUCCUAACAAACCAAACAAAACAAAGCUUGUAAUAAAUCAUCCAUUUUCCUUCCCCACCUUUAUCCAAUUCCAUUCAUCCAAUUUUCCUUCCUCUCCAAUUAUUUCCACCGACACACUUUUUCUUUCAAUUUUCCCUCUGAAGAGAGAAAAAACAAUAACAUGAUGAGAGGACAACAACAACAGCAAGAUCAAAAUUCCAGGGUUUUCUGCGAGCUUUCAGCGCUCGUUUUCAACCUCCUCCGCUCUCAUCCUACGCCGGUGUCCUUCCCCGAUCGAGCUCCGAUCGUGCCGGUGCGUCCGUCGGAAUCUCCUCUAGCCAGGCGUUCGUCAACCGCGGGACAGAUUACGCCGGCGGGGUUUGCUGCUCUGCUUCUCGGGAUUUCGGUGUCUCUGAUGCUGUGUGGAUCGGUUACGUUCUUCCUUGGGUUCAUGCUCAUGCCGUGGGUUAUUGGAUUGGUGAUGGUGUUGUAUGUUGCUGGCGUCGUUACCUCCCUCUCCGUUAUCGGUCGCUCCAUUUUUUACCCGCGGAAGGAUUUUCCUGAGUGGAAACUUAUAUGAAGAGAUAAACAAAGGAAAUGAGCAGCAUGUUGCUGGUUUUGCGCCUGCUCGUGCAACCUAUAGAACAGCGAAAAACUUCUCUUGUUAGAAGCAUGAAUUGGGGACAACGGGCUUUUCUUUCAAGUUGCCAAAAUUUCUGGGUACGACUUCUUUGUUGAUUACAUAGAGCGAAGUAAGUUCUGAAAGCUCUUAGAAUUGAGUUGUUCCCAGCUUCUUUCUUCUGUUAUCAUUAUUCUAUUUUAUAUCUUUAUGAUAACACCUGUAAAUUUGAAUUAUAGGCAUUUGAAUUUCUUUUUUUCUUUUUUCCCCUUUCCAAACAUGUUAUGUAACUAUAUAUACUAUAGAAAGAAAGGGAAAAUAUGAUUUCCCUCAUUAGAACAGGGCUGUAAUGGAGAAGUAAAUUUUGGAUCAGAUGAUCACUCCUGACAAAGCAUCCAAAAUUCUUUAUUUUAUAUUACCUUACUGUUA